UUUCUAUUUCAGACUCAUUCCUCCACUCUGUUCUGCAUUCGCGUUCACGAUGUUCCGAUUGAUCAGCCCUUUCAAAUCUAGUAUUCGUGCCUUUUCAAGGCAAUCUUACUCGACUUCUAGUAAGCCAGCGGGCGGUUCCAGCAAGUUGCUGACUGUUGGCCUUCCUCUUGGUGUCGCUGCUGCAGCCGCGUAUAUGUAUUAUGGUGACAAGUUGGGAGGCGCAUCUACUACCGCUCCCACAGUAGAAGAUGAGGCUACAAAGAAGGGCCCUGUUUCCUCUGCUUUGGAUCCUAACGCCUUUGUUGACUUCAAGUUGAAGAGUGUGCAAAAGUUGACUCCAAACACCAGUCGCUUUACAUUUGAGCUGGAGGAGAACCAGAAGUUGGGUUUGGAUGUAGCAUCCUGUGUUGUUACCAAGUUUAUCAAAGAAGAUGGCAAGCCUAUUAUUCGUCCUUACACUCCUACCUCUGAUUCUGAUCGUACUGGUUCAUUCGACUUUGUCAUCAAGCGUUAUGAAGGAGGUCCAAUGUCAUCUCACAUCCAUAGCAUGAAACCCGGUGACACCCUGUCUGUCAAGGGUCCUAUCAGCAAGUAUCCUCUCAAAGCUAACCAGCAUGAGACUGUCACCUUGAUCGCUGGUGGUUCCGGUAUCACACCCAUGAUUCAGAUCAUCGGUGGACUCCUCAAAGAUAAGGCAGAUAAAACUAAGAUUAACCUUAUCUUCGCUAAUGUCACUCCAGAAGACAUUAUUCUCAAGGAUGAGAUUGAUGCCUUUGCUAAGGCCCAUCCAGACCGCUUCAAGGUUACCUACGUCGUUGAUAAACCCGUAGAGGGAUGGACUGGCCCUACUGGAUACGUUACUGCUGAGCUAAUCAAGAAGUACAACCCUGAGAUCGGACAGGGCAACACCAAGGUGUUUGUCUGUGGACCACCACCUAUGAUGAAGUCUGUCAGUGGACCUAAAGGCCCUAACUUCACCCAAGGUGAUGUUGAUGGUGCCUUGAAGGAGCUUGGAUUAACUAAUGACCAUGUCUUCAAGUUCUAGAGAAGGAAAGGGAUAGUCAGUGCAUGAAAAGAGUAAUAAAAAUGUACCAACAGUUGAUACACAUCAUAAAA
Messenger RNA from Lobosporangium transversale, 1116 nucleotides. RefSeq lists its product as hypothetical. The record is from RefSeq and is a predicted model, not a curated record. The transcript is spliced from 6 exons. The coding region runs from base 50 to 1045 and encodes 331 amino acids. NCBI's taxonomy places the organism in Eukaryota, Fungi, Mortierellomycota, Mortierellomycetes, Mortierellales, Mortierellaceae. Gene Ontology annotation, biological process: ergosterol biosynthetic process. Gene Ontology annotation, molecular function: cytochrome-b5 reductase activity, acting on NAD(P)H.